Clonostachys rhizophaga is the source of this 1466-nucleotide messenger RNA. NCBI's taxonomy places the organism in Eukaryota, Fungi, Ascomycota, Sordariomycetes, Hypocreales, Bionectriaceae. The record is from the annotation of a GenBank genome assembly.
CGAGCAUAUCUCCGUAUCUGGAACCUUCAACUCAGCUUACGGUCACCGUCAACGCCAUUCUCAAGAUGGCAGCAUCUGACGGUAGGCGUUCGCCUCAUCAACAGACUUUAUUCCAUCUAAUACCUCGAAAUCAGAAAGCGGCAGCCGCACUAUACCAUCCCGAUAACUCUCCAUUCGUAUCGACAACAUCCGAUGGUACUGGAUUAGAGGUAGGACACCACGUUCACUCAACUCCGAGGGGAGACGUGAUCACGAGUCUCGGAAGAGACGCGGAUCUGAUCCUUAGUCAAAGCCAAUUCCAACACAAAAGACCCCCGUUCGUCUCUUCGAGACACGUGGACUUCCAACUAAGCAAGUUGUCUCAAAAGGUGAUGCUCCGCGUGUUAUCCAAAGACAAAUCCUCUGUCUCGGUCAGGCCGCGCGGUUCUAAAGAUGCAGAUGUCAAUGAUUUUGACAUGAGCGGAGUUGAGACUCCGCAGUGCGUCCAUCCCAGGAAAUACUGGGGAGAUAGAUACCAGGAGUAUGGCGAAUCUUGCCGAAUAGACAUUUGCGAUUACAGUUUCAACUUGAUCUGGGUCAAAAAGACCACCGGACAACUGCAGGCUCUUGCGCUUAAACGCCCUGCACCAAAAGAUCCAUUGUAUGACACCCACAGCAAGUCAGCGGAGAGCGUAGAGUGCCAUGUACACGAGAUUUUUGACACUCGGGAGCCGAAGCAUGUGAGCCCCUUUACAACAGUGCACAAGGCCCUGGACAACACAACUGGGAACAAUAUCAUCGUUACGAUGAUUAAGCUCGGCAAUUUUGGGGCGCGGAAAAAUGAGGUUCGAUCAGCCAUUCGUCAAGAAGUUGCGUUCCUCCAAAAACUUAGACACCCCAACAUAAUUCCAUGCUUGGGCUCGAGACACUUCCAGACUGACGUACCUGUCUUCUACACCGACCUGGCGGAAGGGGACAUAUUAUAUCUUUCUAAAACACAGACAAUCCUAUGGCCAAGUGGCCUUGGUCGAAGAAUGAUGCGCCAAAUACUCGACGCGCUGGCAUAUCUUUCUGGGAACAAUAUGAGUCACGGGAGCAUUGAACCAGCAAAGAUCCUAUAUACCUACAGCAGGACGCAGAACAAGGCGGAGAUCGACAACUUGUCGGCCCUAUGCCAGGUGAUGGUGAGGGUCAGAAACCUGUGGCCGCUUUUUAACCCGAUGGCCACUGAAGACCCCAAGCAACGAGCAUCCGCAACUCAGAUGAUUCAUUUUCUCGCCGGUCUUGAAGGCCCAGUUCAACCUCCUGUUGCCCCAGCCCCAGCUCCUCCAUCGCUGGGAGCCGGAGGACCAACUGACGGCCCCGCGGAUCCGGGAGGUCAGAAACUUGAGCAAGCCAUCAUUGGGUACAAUCUGCGCAAUCGCACAGUUACGCAACGUGCGGAGCAGAGAGCUCAUGUCUCAGAAAUACAGCGCCAAGGGGUGACC